Molecule: messenger RNA, 5194 nt
Organism: Silurus meridionalis
Lineage: Eukaryota; Metazoa; Chordata; Actinopteri; Siluriformes; Siluridae
Gene: tecpr1b
Product: tectonin beta-propeller repeat containing 1b
Exons: 26
Coding region: 1502-4825 (1107 amino acids)
Cellular component (GO): membrane
Source: RefSeq, a predicted model, not a curated record
GUGUGUGUGGUGUGGGGUGUUGAUGCGAGACUACUGUGUUGUCUAUCUAUCUAUCUAUCUAUCUAUCUAUCUAUCUAUCUAUCUAUCUAUCUAUCAAAGGUAUCUGAAGUGAACCCUAUAUUAUCAGCACUGCAGGCAUGGUCAGAGCUUGCAAACUUUCGAAACAUGUAAACAAAUUUAGAUAUACAUUAAUCCCCCGUUUAUCGCGGUGGUUAUGUUCCAAAACCGCCUGCGAUAAAUGAAAAACCACGAUAAACGGAUGCCACCCCAAAAAUUGCAUUUUAUGUAUACAGUACAGUACUGUAUUAACAUUUUACCUUAUUUUAUAAUUAAUAAUUAUAUUUUUAUUAAUAAAUUCCAUUAUUUCAACAUAAAACAAGAGUGACUAAAAAUAUUAUCGUUUACUGCUGAUGUUAUUUGCUGCUUUUAGAUUUAGUGUUUUUUUUUACCCCAUUUUAAAAGAUUCCAUCACUAUGUCAUGGGGCAUCUGUUGACAACGAAUUUUGUUAUCGAUUAUUAUCGAUAUUAUCGAUUAUUUUUAUCAAUUAUUUGUUGCAGCCAUAGUUAUUUUUAGAGGACAGUAAAUCUGUACUGAUUUACAAGAUGUACAAUGACUAGUCUAAAAUUAUAUUUAAUUUAAAUUGUAUUAAUAUAUUAAUAUGAUGUGAGGUCCAGUUACCAGCGUGACACUUAAACACGUAGUAGUAAUAGCUACUUUUUACUUAAAUACAUGUUAGAGUCCAAACUGGUUUACUUUAUCUUGAGUAAAAAAAAGUGUUCAACUUUUACCAGAGUCUUUUAAAACCUUAUUCUGCUUGAGUGAAGGAUGUUUGCCAUCUCAGUUGGGGAAACAAUUUCAAGUACUGAUGCUUCACUUUGUUUAAAUGUGUUUAUAUCACGCGGAUCUGGCAACCUCUGUGGCAGAUGAAAAGAGGACCACAGGUCUUCUUACCAACUCGGAUAUUUGUUGUAUAUAUUUAGAUUUGUAGUUUUUAUAUAUACUUUUAUAUCGCAAACUAUAACAAUCCAUAAAAUAUUUCGCACCAGAAACCAUACUUCAGCUUUCUAUGUCAUCCCAGAUGCCGUGUAAUCCCUCUUAUACGAAUAGUGCAAAAUAAUUCAUUCUAAUAAAAUAUAAUUCCGAUAAAGUUUGUAUCACAUAAAAAAAAGGAGUGUAAAUUAUCUCUCACGCAUCGCUCUUUAAGUCUGAAUAAUUAAUUCGGUGACAAAUAAAUAAUUAAAAACCUUAACGCUAUAACAACUACAGGGGAAAAAACGGUACGAGCUCACACGGUUGCCAAAUCACACGGAGGGAUUUUCUGGUUUUCCGGCUUGUUAACCAAUCAGAGUUCAGGUACCGCCUCUUCCGGUGUGUCCUGCGUUGAGUCUGUUAUAAUAUUCCACAGGGAUGAGUGUAAAUUGAUGGCGCUGUUAUAGAGAGCAACUGCGGAUGCUGAAGUCCUGCGCACUCGCUUAAUAAUUUGGAUCAGCUCUCUGCGCCAUGCCGUUCUCCUUGUUCUGGGCUGUAGAUGUGUACGGGGCGGUGUACAGCCUGUGUACCACUAGGGGGCGCUGGCAGAAAUGCAAGGAGACUCAGCUGGAGCUGAAACGCGUAGCUGCCUCUAAACUGUGCUGCUGGGCCAUCGGCUUUGACCAGCAGGUUUACAUCAACGUGCUCCCCAGUGAAGUGGCUAUACGUCAUCAGGAGGAGACUUAUGAAAACCAGAGAUGGAACCCAGUUGAGGGAUACACAGACACACUGUUGCUUACAGAUCGCUGGUCGUGGACAGACGAGUUUGGAACAAAGCCUCAGCCACUACACAGCUUUCACCUGCCUUCUGAGAACUGGGAGUGGGAAGGAGACUGGUACGUGGAUGAUGAGAGCUGUGGCAGGGAGUCCACGUCUACCGGGGGCUGGGAAUAUGCUGUGGACUUCCCCACUACCUUCACUAAAGAGAAGAAGUGGAACUCAUGUGUGCGGCGCAGACGAUGGCUUCGUUACAGGAGAUAUAAAGCAUUGGGACAAUGGGCCAAGGUGCCUUUAGACAAGGGUCGGCCUCCUCCAGAGCCCUUCUCUGAUAUUAGCUGUGGAGGCUGGGACAUGGGUGAAAAAACAGAGACUCACGUUUCCCUGUGGGCCGUGUCCCAGCAAGGAAAGGUGUGGUUCCGUUCAGGCAUUCAUCAGCAGAAUCCAGAGGGGACAGUGUGGGAUAAUGUCCCUGUCCCUGAUUCCACAGAGGUGGCCCAGAUAAGUGCUGGUCCUGGAGACCUGCUGUGGGCCGUGCUGUGGGACGGACAGCUUCUGGCCAGGACAGGCAUUCACAAGCACUGCCCGAAAGGUGCAUCAUGGGUGAUAGUGGAUCCUCCAAGUAAUACCAAGGCUGUCCAUGUAGCAGUGGGGGUCGGUGUGGUCUGGGCAAUCACCAAGGACAAAAAAGUAUGGUUCAGAAGAGGUGUGAACUCCCACAAUGCCACUGGCCUUGGCUGGAUCGCUGUUGGUGGGGAGAUGACGAUGAUCAGUGUGGCGCCCAGUGACCAGGUAUGGGGGAUUGGCAGCGAGGAUAGGAAUCUAUAUUUCCGCCAUGGCGUAACCCCCACUGAGGUUACAGGAAGCGCCUGGAUCCCUGUGCGUGCCCACAUGGACAACAGUCAUACCACCAAGGCCAGUGACGUUUGCCUCGUCACUGCUGAAAUUGCCGUGCCUACCCAGGGUUCUGUGUUAGGCUGUGGUGACUUGGACAACACAAAUGUUCCCAAAAUCGACAGCCUUGUAUCAACCCUGGUGACAGAACAGCACUCUCCUUUGCCUGAAGUAAAUCAGGAGAAGGCAGGAGAGGCCGGGAUGCCUUGCCAGAAUUCUGAGCUCCUCUGUAUCCAACCAAAAAGCAGCGAGUUGCCAUGGAUUAGUGUGGAUCUGGCAGAAAUGAAAACCCCGUCAGCCAACGUGGCAGAGAAAGCUGUGGCUGUGUAUCCCAUGGAGCUGUGUCAAGCCACAAAGCAGAAGGAGCGACCGCAAUGGGCAUGGAUCGCUGCAGGACAAUGCGAGAUAGAUUCCAACACGAACUUCAGCUGGCUGGAAAUGGCAGAUCCAUCCAUCACUCCUGCUCUUGGCAUUGCCGGUGCCCAGGGCCUGUUGUCAGACAAAACAGGGCUAGAAAAUGACAACACUAUGGAGAGGUCUGUCAGUGUAAAGAAAACAAACAUGUGCUGGUGGAGGGACUGGCAGCCUCAUCGAAUGGAGGAGGUGUGUGUGACCCUGGAGCAGGUCAGAGGUGUUGGAGUUCCCCACGAUGACAUAGUCUACAUUUACUAUACACACAACCAGGAAAGGAAGUAUCUGUAUGCUGUGAUGGAGGAAGUCACAGCUCUCGUUCCAGUACACUGGGAAUCCAUGUACGCGCUGGCUAUUUAUACAGCUGAGAGAACAAGGCAAAGGUGGCCUAUUCUACUAUCUACAGAUUCCCAACAAGACAUGGAGAGCUGGCUGUCUCUGUUGAAUGAGUCUUGCUGUAAGUCCAGAGUGCUCCAGUCCCCUCCAUCCAAACAAGCCCUGUGGGCUGUUACCACCAAAGGGGAUAUCAUGGUGCAUGAGCCUUCACCCUGCUUAGAAGCUCCAGCUCAGUAUUUACCCUGUGAUCAGAUGUUUUGGCGGCAGGUCCCUGGCCACCUGCGCUCGGUGGAAUCUAACAGUCUGGGUGUGGUCUGGGGCAUCGGCUAUGAUCACACCGCCUGGGUCUUCACAAGGGGCCACGGUGAAACCCGAGCUCAGGAUAACCAAACGAAUCAACAAACAAUGACCGACAUCAGGAACGUUUACAUCUUUGAGAACCAGCGCUGGAAUCCUGUCACAGGAUACACAAAUAAGGGUCUACCUACAGACCGAUACAUGUGGAGUGAUGCCCUUGGACUGAAGGAGUGCACUAAGGAGAGCACCAAACCCCCCUCCCCUGAGUGGAAAUGGGUGUCAGACUGGGUUAUUGACUACAGCACUCCAGGAGGGACAGAUAAAGAAGGCUGGCAAUAUGCUGCAGAUUUCCCAGUGACCUUUCAUGGUUAUAAGACCAUUAAGGACUUUGUUAGACGAAGGCGAUGGGUCAGGAAGUGUGAAAUUACUUUAAGGGGGCCCUGGCAGAAAGUCCCACCCAUCCCUCUUAUUGAUGUCACCAUCCUGCCUUGUCUGGCCAAGAGCAACUUGGAGCAGGUGCCUGUGUGGGCCAUCAGCGAGAAAGGAGAUGUCCUGUGUCGUCUGGGAGUCACUGCAGAGAACCCAGCUGGCAGCUCAUGGCUCCAUGUUGGCACAGAUCAGCCCUUUAAAUCCAUAUCCAUUGGAGGAGGACACCAGGUGUGGGCAAUUGCCAGGGAUGGAGCAGUCUUCUACCGUGGCUCAGUUUCAUCCCAAAACCCUGCAGGCGAGUGUUGGUACCACAUCCCCUCUCCUAACAGACAGACUCUUAGACAGGUGUCUGUAGGCCGGACCUCUGUAUAUGCUGUUGAUGAAUCCGGGAAUCUGUGGUAUAGGCAGGGUUUGACCCCUAGUUAUCCUCAGGGUUCUGCAUGGGAGCUCAUCUGUGGUAAUAUGUGCAAAGUCUCUAUCGGGCCACUGGAUCAGGUUUGGAUCAUUGCAGAUAAAGUUCCAGGUCACUCGACAGAGAGUUCAGGUACCGUGUGCCACAGGCUGGGGGUGAGGCCCAUGCAGCCGAAAGGCUUAUCGUGGGACUUUGGAAUUGGGGGAGGAUGGACACACCUGUCAGUUAGAGGAAACUCCACAGAGGCCCAGCGUGCCGUCCCUCCCAGCCCUCAGACCAGCAAGAGGCAGGAGCAGUGAUCGUUUUGUUCUGCACAUGAACAACAUGCACAACGAGGAGCAAUUUCACUUCUUACUGGCACAUUUUGAGGUGAGAGAAAACCAAAGGACCUGGAGAAAAACAAGAACAUGCACAGAAACCAAACUGGUUGCAUGGUGCAGUGAGGUCUCAAGAAUCCGCUCCUAUUUUGGUUUUAUGUUCAUUAUGACCCAUUUCUGACCCAUUAAUCCUUCACACGUUUGACUGUCUUUAAAGUAUUUAAUGUCCUUUUAUACAGCUAGAAAAGGCUCAGUUAUACUGCCUACUGCUACUGUCAUUGAAACGAAUCAUUGAGCACUACAUUAAAUUUAUUUCUUAGUUUACUGACUGGGUAUAAAAAAUAAUAUUUA